CGCUCUGGCCGCGCUGCGAGAACUACAUUUCCCAGGGUACCACGCGGCGGCCGGGCGCCGGCGGCCGGUGCCGGAGGGGAGCGCUGAGGCGCGGGGGACGGAAGGUGUCUGUGGUGCCCGGCAACGUUAUUUCGCCUCAGAGCGGUUAUUUACCUGCCCGCUCGCUCAGAGGCAGCUGCCUCUGAAACGUGCUGCCUUGAGGUUCCCCGUGUCCGUUUAAAGCGACGGGUUGCUGUGGUGUGGUGCUUGGUGCCGAUGCUUCCUGCAUCUCAGCGAAACUUCUCUGCCUUGUUUGUAUAAACCCAGCAAAAGAGCAUGUGCUCGGGCAGGGCUCGUCACAGUCUGACUUCCAGUCCUGUGCUUUGGCACUUGUCUUCGUGGUGUUGCAAGGAGCAGGAUGUAUACUCUGUUGUCUGGACUCUAUAAAUACAUGUUCCAGAGGGAUGAGUACUGUGUCUUGAUCCUUGGUUUGGACAAUGCUGGUAAAACAACCUUCCUUGAACAAACUAAAACUCGAUUUAACAAGAACUACAAAGGGAUGAGUUUGUCCAAAAUCACAACCACUGUAGGCUUAAACAUUGGUACUAUUGAUGUUGGCAAAACUCGGCUGAUGUUCUGGGAUCUUGGAGGACAGGAAGAGCUACAGUCCCUUUGGGACAAGUAUUAUGCUGAGUCUCAUGGAGUGAUCUAUGUUAUUGACUCCACUGAUGAGGAGAGGCUCUCAGAAUCUAAAAAAGCUUUUGAGAAAGUGGUUACUAGUGAAGCUCUGGAAGGGGUUCCCAUUCUGGUAUUAGCUAACAAGCAGGAUGUAGAGACCUGUCUGUCAAUACCUGAUAUCAAGACUGCAUUUAGUGACUGCAUUAACAAAAUUGGAAAGAGAGAUUGCCUGACACAAGCCUGCUCUGCUCUUACUGGCAAAGGAGUGAAUGAGGGAAUUGAAUGGAUGGUGAAGUGUGUGGUGAGGAAUAUUCACCGACCCCCGAGACAGAAGGACAUCACGUAAGAAAUUCCAAGUUAGCCAAGGAAUGGACACCCUCUUUCCACGCAGUUUCCUGUUCUCUUUAAAGAAGAAGGUCCACAGGAUUCCUCUUAAACCUGAUUCUUUCCUAAGUUUGUUUGGAGACAAACAUUCUCUUUCUGUGUCUAAAAAAACUUAAGCAAAGGAUUCUAACUGUGAGGAAAAAAAAAAUCCCUUGCAUUGUGUAUUAAGUCAUUGGCCUGGCAGCAUAGACUUCCCAAAGGCUGAGUGGCAAUCCACACUUUGUUGCAGAUGCAAAGGACUUAAUUUUCUACUGUAUUGCUUUGUGAUUCUUGGUCUGUUAAUCUAACAGGGGCUAGAGGCCAGUGAAGUGGAACUCUCCCUUGGAGGAACUGGAUAGGUGAAUCUGAAAGGGGAGAGGGAGCCUGGGGGGUGACUGUCCUUUUAACUGAGGUGAUAUCUCACUGUUCCAGCCCCAUGGUUACUGCAGGUGGUGUUACUAGCCCUGUUAUGCUGUUGUUUGUAUAAUGGGAAGAGACGAUGAUGAUUAUAACUCAAUUUUCAGUUGGCACGUUGAUUCGUGACUUUUAUCUGUGGUAAAUGCAGAUGUGGAAGCCAGCAACUGCACAAUGGUAUGCUGCUUAUAAUGGGUAUUCUUAACAGGACGUGACCUUCAGAAGCACUGCUGGUAUCUGUUGUGCAGUCUCUUUAAUGGUAAGAAUAAUUGAUAUCUUCUGUAACCAGAGGGAAUCGAGGUCCUCUCUGUACUUUCUGGGCUGAAAGCUGAACCUCUAGGCAGGGAGAAAUCAGUAUGCAAUAAAGCUUCCUACUCCUUUAAA
Molecule: messenger RNA, 1818 nt
Organism: Dromaius novaehollandiae (emu)
Lineage: Eukaryota; Metazoa; Chordata; Aves; Casuariiformes; Dromaiidae
Gene: ARFRP1
Product: ADP ribosylation factor related protein 1
Exons: 9
Coding region: 398-1003 (201 amino acids)
Biological process (GO): protein localization to Golgi apparatus; intracellular protein transport; Golgi to plasma membrane protein transport
Cellular component (GO): Golgi apparatus
Molecular function (GO): GTP binding; GTPase activity
Source: RefSeq, a predicted model, not a curated record